GCAAGGUAUUAGACACAGGCCUGGAGGAAAGGGACUGUGACACAGAUUUUUUUGUUGUAUGACGUGGUCUUUAAGGCUCAUCUUCCCGUUUAGACAACUCUACUACAGCUAUUACAGAAAACCUACGUCUGAAGACGGCUGGGUGAAGAAUUGAGCAGUUUAACAAGGUAGUUGAAAAUGGAGCCAGGUCACAAGCCUCUUGUUGACGACGACGGUAUAGGUGCUGGGUACAGCUAUCCCAGAACUCCCAGUAUGAACGUGCUUCUUGUUCUGUUGGGCGUGAUUGAGGCCCUGGGCGUGGCAGCCAUCGCCAUGGUCUGCUAUUGGACAGCUCACUACCGGGGAGGGUUUGCCUGGGACGGCACCGGUCAGGAGUUCAACUGGCACCCUGUGUUCAUGGUGGUGGGGAUGGUCUUCUUGUACGGCAAUGCAAUACUGACGUACCGCGUGUUCCGAGACCAAGUGAAGCUCGGGGUGAAAAUCCUCCACACGGUGCUACAAAUCGCGGCGCUGAUAUUUUCCAUCGUGGCUCUGGUGGCCACGUUUGAUUUCCACAAUGCUAACGGCAUCGCGAACAUGUACAGCCUCCACAGCUGGGUCGGGCUAAUCGUGGUCAUACUGUUCGCGUUACAGUGGGUACUUGGGAUGUCCACCUAUCUCCUGCCGUUUGCCAGCCGCUGGAUCCGAACCCUGUUCAUGCCUUACCACCGCUUCUUCGGCCUGGUCAUCUUUGCCAUGUCCAUCGCCACUUGUCUGAUGGGUCUGACUGAGAAACUCCUCUUCACCAUUAACGACACCUACAGUUCCUUUGCACCCGAGGGCAUCCUCGUCAACUGCCUAGGUCUCACCCUGGUGUUGUUCGGAGGGUUUGUUGGCUACAUAGCCACACGAGAGGACUGGAAACGCCAGCCACUACCAGAGGAACAGCCAAUCAACAUGUCCAUAGAGUAGGGGCUGUGUAGGGAGUAACUAGAGUUUGCAGAAAGCAGUCUAAGAGUUUAGGGCUGUGUAUGGAGUAAGCUAGAUAAAACUGGAAGCAUUGUGGGGAAGUCAACUUGUAUUGAGUCAGUGCAGAGCAAGCUGAAAUCACUGUUGCUGUAUAUAUUUUGAGGGCCAGAAAUGUUGAGGAUGUUCAAAACUAAUUUUCCUUUAUUCAAUAUCUACUUCCAAUUCUAGUAAUAUGUUUUGUUUUCCUGUUGCUUUCGGAUAGAAAGAAGGAGGGAUUUUUGUCCAUUUACUGUAACAUUUAUAAAAGUGCUGUUGAGAGCACAUAUAACAGAUAUAUCAGUUUUCAAACAGCUUUGCUUGUGUUUUGAGCCCUGUUGAAAACAUACAACUUUUUCAAGAACAAGUACUACCUGAAAAUGUCUCCUGAUUUGAUAUUAUCAUUAUUAUUUACUUCCUUUAUUUCUAUUUAUCAUACAUUUGAAUUACCAGUAACUUUGCUAAACACCUAAAUGAUAGGUUUGUAGACGCUGUGCAUGUCAUUGUUGUAAUUUAUUGUGUGAAACCUCAGGCAAAGCUAAGCUCUUUUGUCCUCUUGAUAAACAUGAUAUGAAAAUGCAGUUUGGAAAGACAUACAGGGUAUGGAAGAAACGAAAUAUGUUCUUGCCAUGCACCUUUUCAGUAAAAGCAAGGACGUUAAACUGAAGGCCAUAAUCAAAGUUUCAGUACCAAGGAUAGACCAUUAUCAAAGUUGUUUUUUUUACCAAGGAUAGACCAUAAUCAGUUACCGACCAUUGACCUUUAUCAGCUUCAAUACUAAGAAUAGACCAUAAUCAAAGUUUCAAUACCAAGGAUAAACCACCAUCAGAGUUUCAGUACCAAGGGCAGGCCAUAAUCAGUAUUAGUCCUUGGUAAAAAACCUAUUAAAAAUGUAGUAUUUGUCAAGAAAGUAGUUCUCAAUUUGGAAUAUGAAGGAGCUUUCAAAACACACGAACAAGGCUUUCAGAAAUUCAAUUUACUCAAUCUCAAAUCUCUGUGAGUACUUUAUCAAAGUACAACAUAGAAAUAGUGCAGACAUUUAUCUACAAUCUGAUGUGGCUAUUGGUAGUGAGAGUAAUGUAAUGUAGUAAUGUCCUGAUGAACUUGUGAAAUGCUGUGACGUACAAAUACUAUAAUUGUGCAAUGUGAAGUUUGUCUCAUAAUGUGCCUUGUGUGGUGAGUGCUGCCAUGUAUUCAUAACCCACACCAGUGCUGUAAUAGUGUUGAUUUAGGCUUGCGUAAAUCAGGUAAUGAGUUCGCACAAGUGAUGACCUCUGCCCUCACGCGACUAGUCUAUAUUCAAUCUAACGUGUCUUAGAGACGUAGAGUCUACGUUUCCAUUUAUCUAAUAGGGUCUCAAUGAAGAUUAGACAUCCAGGCAUUGAUAUUCAGAGGAUAAAAGUAACUCCAUCGACUGGAUAGAUUGCCAUUGGAAUAAUUUAAGUUUGUAAUUUUUGGUGAAAUACCUGUUGGACCACAAGUCUUGCUCAGUGUCACGGACAAAAGGUAGUGUACACUACCUGAAAUGUCUUACCUUUGCCAAAAUUUAUCCAUUUGCUUAUCUGUUGUAGUAUUGUACUCAAACAAAGGAGUUGAGUGAACCUCCUUCAUUACUGGUAGUUUGGCAUUUGUUCCAGCUUCUCAUGAUGGGUCUCUUGUUAGCCUGAUUGUUUCCACUUACCUAGGAUAUUUAUGAUAAAGAUUAUGUAUACCUUGCCGGAAAUGUGACUGUAUUGAAAUCACCAGAACACAAAAUAGUGUUAAUUACUUCAAAAGCCACCAUACUCCCGGACUCACUCACUCACUGCAUGCAGAAUAUUGGCAGAUCACAAUUAUUGUGUAUGUAGAGGUAAGAACUUGACAGACGGGUGUGAUGAUAGGAUUUCCUUUUGUAAUUGAGUAGAAUGAUGGUGUGGGUUUGGUAUUUUAUGAAUUUUUUGGUCCGUUUUUCUUUUUCUUUAUGUUGUAAAAGCACAGUGAUGUAACUCAGAUUUCAAAUGUUGUUAAUCAUUCUACAGAUACAUGAUUGUUGUAUUGGGAAAGACAAAUUGCCAUGAAAGUAUUUCUCCACAAAAGAUAGUAGACUGACAUCAGUAUUUAGAAACCUAAAAUAUGAGCCGAAACAAACAUUGAAAACCAUUCCAUGUAUCUCUGAGUGGUAGAAGAUGUAGUGUAGGUCUGGAACACUAGCUUAGCUAGCGAUACAUCCUACCCAAGUGCCAGAGACUAUGUAGUAUGUUGUCGUGUACACAAAUGGAAAUGUAUUCUGUAUUUUGUGGAUGUAGCAGUAUUUUUGAUGAAGAGUCAACAAAACAUAUCUAACCAAGAAUGUGCUAUAAGAAGUAUUGUAUGCACAGUGGAAGUGGAAAAUAAUACAUGCCAAGUGUCAUUGCCAAUGGAGAAUAAAUUAGUGAUAUUGCAAACCA
Molecule: messenger RNA, 3410 nt
Organism: Branchiostoma floridae (Florida lancelet)
Lineage: Eukaryota; Metazoa; Chordata; Leptocardii; Amphioxiformes; Branchiostomatidae
Product: cytochrome b561-like
Exons: 6
Coding region: 178-951 (257 amino acids)
Cellular component (GO): lysosomal membrane
Molecular function (GO): oxidoreductase activity
Source: RefSeq, a predicted model, not a curated record